UUUAUGUGGGUUUUGGUUUUGAGAAUGGAAAGUUUCUUCAAGAUGGUGCCUCUGUUCUUCUGCUUUCUCCUUAUUUCAAAUGUAUCAGAACUCAAAGCAGCUCAAGAAGAAUGCCAAACGGAAAGGUGCAAACACCAAACCAUCCGGUUCCCUUUCAACCUAAAAGGGCAGCAGCCAGACCCCUGUGGCUAUCACGGGUUUGGUAUAAACUGCACAGAGAAAAAGCAGAUGGUGCUAGAACUACCACAGAAUGUCAAGUUGAUGGUGAAGCAUAUAGAUUAUAAAGCACAGAGGAUUCAGUUAUCCGAUCCAGGAGGUUGUCUACCGCUGCAGCUUCCCAAUCUCGAUUUAUCUGCAUCUCCCUUCCAAUUUCCAACAAACUACCGACCACAAAAAUACACCAUUUUCAACUGUUCAAGGGAAUCAAAUAUGGGUAAUUUGCCUCUUUAUGAUGCAUAUGAUUAUGGAUAUUAUAGAGGCGAGAUUCCUUGCUUAAGCAGUCCAGAAUUUCAAGUUAUAGCUAUAUCUUCUAAUUCUAAAAGAGACCCAGAAUUCGUGAAUUGCAGCAUAACAUUGCUGAACAUUUCCAAGACAGAAGUAUAUGGAGAGAUGUUGUAUUCCCAGACAGGUGAUGUUCACUUGAGCUGGUCCCAACCAAACUGCAAUGAAUGUGAGGCAGUAGGCAGGAAAUGCAAAUUGAAGAUUAAUAACAAGCAGGGCGAAACAGAGUGUUUUGGUACCACCAAGAAACAAAGAGAUAGGCGAAAAAUUCUAUUGGUUGUGAGUAUAAUUCUAGGCUCUUGUCUUCUUGGAUUGAUUCUCUUCGGACUUUAUCGUAUUCACCGCUCACAUAAAGCAGCGAAAGAGGCCCAGCUCAAGAUUGAAAAAAUAACAGAUCAAUUCAAGGACAAAUUGGGAGAAGGGGCCUAUGGAACUGUUUUCAAAGGAAGGCUCUCCAAUGAUGUUUUGGUUGCUGUUAAGGUCCUUAACAAUUUCAAUGCAACUGGUGAGGAGUUCAUUAACGAAGUGGGAUCAAUGUGCAGAAUCCACCAUGUCAAUGUAACUCGCUUGAUUGGAUUUUGUGCCGAUGGAAAUAAGCGGGCUCUUGUUUACGAGUACAUGCCAAAUGAGUCCCUAGAGAAGUUCAUAUUUGUAGCUAAAGAAGAAGAUUACCGCCUUGGUUGGGAGAAGCUUCAAGAUAUUGCUAUGGGCAUAGCCAAAGGAAUUGAGUACUUGCAUCAAGGUUGUGACCAGCAAAUCCUUCAUUUUGAUAUCAAGCCUCACAACAUCUUGCUAGACAAAAAUUUCAAUCCAAAGAUAUCUGAUUUUGGUCUAGCAAAACUGUGUUCCAAGGAACAAAGUGCUGUUUCCAUGACAGCAGCUAGAGGAACCAUGGGAUAUAUUGCACCUGAGGUAUUGUCUAGAAACUUCGGAAAAGUUACACAUAAAUCAGAUGUUUAUAGUUUUGGAAUGCUAUUGUUGGAAAUGGUAGGAGGGAGGAAGAAUAUUGAUGCUACAGUUGAGAGUACGAGCCAAGUUUAUUUUCCAGAAUGGGUGUAUAAUUGCUUGGACAGAGGAGAAGAGCUGAGGAUUAGAAUAGAAAAUGAAGGACAUGUGCAGAUAGCAAGAAAACUUACAAUUGUUGGACUUUGGUGCAUUCAGUGGUAUCCAGCAGACCGUCCAUCGAUGAAAGCUGCGAUUCACAUGUUAGAAGGAGAAGUAGACAGUUUGACAGUGCCACCAAAUCCCUUCGGCCAUGCAGAUGCAGUGCAGAUGAGGGCCAACAUACCUAGGAAACCAAAUAACAGAGAACUACCAGUUAUCUUUGAAUUGGAAUAAAAUACUUUAACGUAUUCAAAUUCAACGUAACUAUUUUCCUCUGAAUAAUUGGACUAUAUAAUGUAAACCAACUAGUUCUUUUCCACUUUUCCUAUCCCUUCAUCCAUAUCAAAUUAAAGAUGUAAUCUUGAGUCCUGAAUGUUUUAUAGACCAUUUAAAAGACUUGUAUCAACUGAACCAGCUAUUAUGCAAAUAUAGAAUGUCUUUACAA
Rubroshorea leprosula is the source of this 2050-nucleotide messenger RNA. Lineage: Eukaryota; Viridiplantae; Streptophyta; Magnoliopsida; Malvales; Dipterocarpaceae. The record is from the annotation of a GenBank genome assembly.